Molecule: messenger RNA, 1931 nt
Organism: Rhizophagus irregularis DAOM 181602=DAOM 197198
Lineage: Eukaryota; Fungi; Glomeromycota; Glomeromycetes; Glomerales; Glomeraceae
Source: RefSeq, a predicted model, not a curated record
AACCUCGUUUUUAUUUAUUUUUUUAUUCUUUUUUAUAUCUGUGAAUAAAAAAUGAAAACGACAAAUAAGCCGCUCUUGCUUAUACUAGUCCAUAUCAUAAUAUAUUAUUUGAAUGAAUGCACCGCUGAAUUAACAAAUACAACUAUCCAAGAAAGUACCGUCGGAUUUAAUUUAAUUGAUACUGGUUCCCAAUUUACAGACAAUACAAUUGUCUUGCGCGCGGUUCGAUUGGAUUACACCAAUGGUAUCUGUAAUGAACCAAAAAUUUCUUUUCGUACCGUUAUACCUGGUCAAGGGGCAACGGUAUAUUCAUUGGAUUUAGGUGAUGAUGGCAAUGCUAGAAUACCUCAGGAUAAUUUUUGUCCUCCAACACCUUCGAAAAGAAAAAGAUGGUAUAUAUUUUAUGACAAUUAUAAACGGGAUAAAUCAAUGAGAAGAGUUUUUCAUAAAAGAACUCCUACUACUACAGUUCACUCUGAAGCUAAAUCAAGUAAAUCAACAAGUCCAGCUAGUUCAGCUAAUCCAGCUAGUCCAGAUAGUCCAAAAGGAGGCAAAUCACCCGAAGGACCAACACCAGCGCCGGAACCAUCAUCAUCACCAGCACCAGCACCGUCACCAUCAUCAUCACCAGCAUCAGCACCGUCAUCAACACCAUCACCAUCACCAGCACCAAAAUCAGAAGGACCCAAAGCUGCUAAUGAUAAAAUAAAAGUUCUAACAUUUUAUAACGAAUUUGUUUUAAUAUAUUAUCCAUGUGGAGGAAAAUUUUGUGGGGAUAUAUAUUCAAUAAAAAAUAUCAACCAUUUAGUAAAGAAUAUUGAACUUGAGGGUAAUUGUGAUGAGACAAAUGCAGUACAAGGUCCAAAUGGAUUCCUGUAUUUAUGUUAUCAUGAUGUUGAUUCAUCAAUAAUAUGGGAAAGUUGGACAACAGAUGGUGCUGAAUUUAAUAAAGCCUAUGGCGGAUCAAUAUCAAACGUGACAGUACCAAAUAAGUUAGAGUCAGAAAGCUUUGGUGGAGGAUUAUUUAAAGUAUUUGCAGCUGGACCAUCACAAUAUUCUAUAAUUAUGGGAUCAUUUGCUGGGAAACCAAAUCCAAAAAAUAAUGUUUAUAAUCCACCAAUUGAAUUAUUCGCUUAUUUUUUAACAGAUGCAACACUUAUUAGUGGACCUUAUCCUAUCUAUCAAAACAUUCAAAAUAAUCAACUCUUAGAAGUAGAAUUUCAAAUUCAAGCAUGUAAUCCUAUAGAAGGUGGCAGUGGUGGAUAUAAAUGCUUGCUUUCAAUUAAAUCGAACGGAUUAAAUUCAUAUACAAAAUUUGUUGCGAUUACAUUUUCAGCGACGGGUGAACAAUUAUCCACGGUUCCAUUUGAAUUUGAUAUACAACAUGCACCUGAUGCUAAAACUCCUGCAACACUUAAUCUGAAUAAUGGAGGUUGGUGUAUCGGGGUAUAUUCCCAAAAUGUUGGAUUAGAUUGUCUUGUUUAUGAUGAAAAUGGGGUACAACAUGAUACUUGGGGAAUACCAACCGGAAAUUAUGGAGCAUUAGGUGGUACUCCUAAUAACAUUAUGUGGGCUGUAAAAUCUUUUUCAGAUCCCUUAUCAUGGAGUAUGUAUUUCUCCGACAAACUUGUUGGAUUUAAUGGAAAAAGUUUAUAAUUAAAUACUGUAUUUAUAUUUGUAUUAUAAAAGUUAUUUACAAAGCAAUAAUAAUAAUUCUUAUUUAAUUUAUGAUAAUACAUUUUUUAUUUUUCAUAAAAAUUGUUUAUAGUAGGAGAAAUUUCUCCGAUUCAAGUUUACUGAUUAAGUAGGUGAUGAAUGAUUUUAAUAAAUGAUUAUCUUUUGGUUUUUAUGUACACGUUACACAAACAAAAUAUCAAACUUUAUUAUUAUUAUUUGGUUUAUCAGCUAAUCCUUUGUCAAACAGAUGUCCC